GGGCUCGCUCGGCUCAUUCGAGCACCAGACGACCGCCGAAAAGGUAUCCGAAAGCACACAGCAGAAGAUCUCCCGCCGUAGAUACGGAAUCAGGUGGCAAUGCAAACGCUGGAAGACAACGACAGUCAGCUCAUUUUGGUGCAGCAGAAUCUCCGAACACUGCCCCUGGAGCUGGUCAAGCGCCAUGGGGAGCACGUGGAGCUGCUGGACCUGAGCCACAACUGCCUGAAGGAUCUAUCCUGGCUGGCGGAGUUCGAGCAGCUGCGUCACUUGGUGCUGGACAACAAUCGGCUGCACGAGGCGCAAAUACGGACACUGACACAGCCCCUGCCCCAGCUGGAGGUGCUCAUGUUGAACAAGAACGAGUUCAGUGACCUGCCCUCAACAAUGCGGCUGAUCCGACGACUUUUCCCCAACCUACAGUACCUGAGCCUCCACGGCAAUCCAAUAUGUCCAGAUGGCCUCGAGCUUCAGCCCUUCUCCGGCUACUUGCGCUACGACUACGACUACUACAGCAAUUACAUUGCACAGUCGCUGAGCAAACUGAAAUUUCUGGAUCAUGGUCUGGUGCAACGCACCUAUCAGUACGAGAGUUUUCCCAUCGCAAGCUACGGCAAACCACUGAUAAAAACAACGAGCUUUUGAUAAGACAAGGAUUUCCUUUAAUGGAAUCUUUUAAAAGGAAUUUUUUGACU
This is a messenger RNA of Drosophila obscura, 695 nucleotides long. RefSeq names its product leucine-rich melanocyte differentiation-associated protein. Gene Ontology annotation, biological process: melanocyte differentiation. The record is from RefSeq and is a predicted model, not a curated record. Lineage: Eukaryota; Metazoa; Arthropoda; Insecta; Diptera; Drosophilidae. Gene Ontology annotation, molecular function: protein binding. Bases 100 to 645 code for a protein of 181 amino acids. The transcript is spliced from 4 exons.